Candida albicans SC5314 is the source of this 471-nucleotide messenger RNA. RefSeq names its product ADP-ribose 1''-phosphate phosphatase. NCBI's taxonomy places the organism in Eukaryota, Fungi, Ascomycota, Pichiomycetes, Serinales, Debaryomycetaceae. The coding region runs from base 1 to 471 and encodes 156 amino acids. Gene Ontology annotation, biological process: peptidyl-glutamate ADP-deribosylation. The record is from RefSeq and is a predicted model, not a curated record. The transcript has a single exon.
AUGAUUCAAUAUAUUAAAGGUGAUUUGUUCACACACGCAAUUCCAGCUGGUAAAAAAGUAAUUCUAGCCCAUGCCUGUAAUACCCAUGGAUCAUGGGGAGGAGGUAUAGCAGCUGUAUUCCGAAAGAAGUUCCCCAAAUCAAACAACGAGUACAGUCAAUAUUGUCAUAAGAACUCUAAUCUAUUGGGUACAUCUUUCAUUAUUGAGUCGGAUCAGCCAAAUAUACUUAUUGCGUGUCUUUUCACAAGUGAUUUUAAUCAAACACCAGAACAAAUUGUCCAUUUUACCAAACAAUCAAUUGCAGACUUGGCAAGAAAGGUAUCUGACUAUAAAGAAGUGGAGAAAUGUGAUGGUAAAGUUGCUAUAAAUAUGCCCAAGAUCAAUGCUGGGAUAUUCGGUGUUCCAUGGGAAGAUACCGAGCUGGCCCUACAAGAAUUUGAUAAUUUGCAUUUCAAUGUUUAUGUAAUUUGA